Messenger RNA from Rodentolepis nana, 993 nucleotides. The record is from the annotation of a GenBank genome assembly. Lineage: Eukaryota; Metazoa; Platyhelminthes; Cestoda; Cyclophyllidea; Hymenolepididae.
AUGAAGGCCUUAAUCAGGAGAGAAUUCCAGACCUCAAGGUGCAACGAAAUUAAAGCCCGAACAAAGGAGAAACAGUGGGCAGUGGCAAUCACCGACAUAGCCGACUGGCCAAGAAUCGAAGCCGUUGCUGAAUUUAGACUACGUACCGGACACGAUUGCCUGGCAAAACACCUUCACAGAUUGGGAGUAUACACUCAACCCACAUGUCACCUACAUGAUGAAGAAAUUCUGGAAAUCGUAGAGGAAUCAAAGGUUUUCGCCAUUCGAAACCAACAUUUGUAUACUCAUACUCUAGUUAACAGUAAUAUGGCUGAAGGUGUUGAAAAACUGGCCAGACUCGUUACUAGACUUGAACAACAACCUGGUUGGAUACCCGCUGGUUGGGCAUAUGAGAUGAGCCUGCCCAAGUCAUUCGAAAAGAACGGCAAUGGAACCUAUCACCUCCCCGGUUUGAGCGCAAUUUCGAGCUCAGAGAUACCCGGUCUUCCAAAUGAUACCCAGUCCGUUCUCGGGAGAGGAGCAAGCUCUGUUUUGUCAACGGCUUCUCCUGAAUCAGCAUUCCGACUCGCUAGACCUCCUUCAGUUUGCAGUUCGUUGCAAAUUAAAGGAGUGGCAGCUGUAAAGAGUGGAUACGGAACAGGAUCUGGUCACAGAAGGUAUGAAAAACGGGCUCAGCGUCCAGAAACACCACUGACUCCGGUGUCUUUGGCACAGAGUUCCGAAGGCGCUCCAAGUACUCAAACAGGAUCGGAAUCAUUUCCUCCAGAACAGAAAUUCGCUCCAAAAUCGUCCGAGAAGAUGCAACAAUCUGUGAGGCCGAAUUUGAGGAUGCCAUUGGCUAACGAAACGCCGAGAAUUUUGAAUCAAUCGAACAGUGCGCAGAUCCGAACAAAAGCCAAUGCACCCGUAAAGGCAGUUCAAGGAACAGGGGCUGCAACAAAAGCAACUGAAGACGAUGACGCUAUCAGCAGCACCUCUUCAGAGGAAGAUUGA